Molecule: messenger RNA, 708 nt
Organism: Symbiodinium pilosum
Lineage: Eukaryota; Dinophyceae; Suessiales; Symbiodiniaceae
Source: the annotation of a GenBank genome assembly
AUGUCAGUGGCACAUGCGGAGGUCAGAAAGCGCGCAAAAGCUUUUCGGCUUUCUGUGAAUGAAGCCUGGUCAGAGGUGGUUGCAAACAUCCAGCGCCACACCUGGACUUCUGCUCCAGGUGACUGCUGGCUGUCCGACAAGAUGGCGCAGGCAUACAAGGACGUUCAAAGCCUUGGCCCAAAGUGGCUGAGAGGUGGCAUGCGCUUCCUCUCAAUAGAGUUAUGGCAUAGCCAAACCGGCGACCUCGUCGCUGGAGAGAUAGGCUACACGUGCGGCAGCAUCUACAGUAGCUGCACUGGCUUCUCCAUCAAAGACAAGUACCCCGGCGCUGGAUGUGUGCAGCUGGCAGCGCUUGGCGCGUGGUUAGCAAAGCAAGGCUUCCAGAUUUGGGACCUUGGAAUGGAGCUAGACUACAAGCUGGAACUAGGAGGUCAAGUGGUGCCUCGAGUCGAGUGGGCUUCGACCAUCCGGAGGCUGCGCCAUCAGGAGUUGGCACUUCUUAGCCCUCAAGGCGACGCAGCAAAUGCUUCCAGCUUAUUGAGGAUACUUUUGCCGGAGCAGGCACUUUCAUGCGAACUUUCAGGGCAUCUGGAUGCUCAAGGCACAGAGGCAACUGGAAGCACGCAGAAAGCAAAAAAGAAGAAAGGGUCAAAGCCGAUUGACGACCAACUCCAUGAGUCGGCCCCAAGCUUUGCCUUAGCGUCUUAG